ACCUAGAUCUCAUGUAAAACGCAUUCCUUACCACUUCAACUCCGCAAUUAUGGCUCGGCUUUCGACGGUGAACAAUCCAGCUCCAGAUCCAACUGCAAUAAAUCUUACUCGCAUGAUCGCACGAUUACAAAAGAUCCUCAUUUCCCCUGAUCAAGACACAGAGUCCAAACUCCGGAGUUCGAGCCUGGAGAGGGAGAAGGUUGGGACUAAUCUCGAGCACGCCCGAUCACUCCUCUUAAAAUUAGAACAGGAUGCCCAGAACAUUAAAGUCCAGACGCGGAAACAAGAGACACAGAUGGAGCUUUCUAAGAAGCGGGAGAUGAUCCAAAGAUUGAGUGAACGGUUAGAGGAACUCCAUGAACUGGGCGCAAACGAAGACCAAGACGAUGACUCCUCAGAAGGAGAAGACCUCCUGGGCGAAGACACACCCUCCGAAGAAACCGACUCCCACUCACACGCCUCACAUAUCGAUCCCCAAUCCAAUACCCCCUCCCCACUACAAGCCACAUCUCCCGCUUUAGCUCCCACGGAACCCUCACUUCUCCAACCGGAAAUACCACCAACCCCCGACUUUCCCCCCUCACAAACAUCACUCGAAUCACAACCCGCCCUCCGCUCCCGAGCACCACGGUCCGAACGAGCAGAGCUUCUCUCCACAACCACCGGCUCCUCCAUAUCCCACACCUCCGAAGCCCUUCUCACACAUAAUCGCACCGAACAAGAGUCCCUAACCGCUUCUCUCCUCUCCAUGGCCUCACAGCUCAAAACCAGUUCACAAUCCUUCUCCGCCUCCCUCGAAUCCGAGAAGACGAUUCUCGAUUCCGCCACCACGGGACUAGAUAAAAACGAGCGCGGUAUGGAAGCGGCACAGAAGAGAGUUGGAGCUUUGAGGAGAUUGACGGAGGGAAGGGGAUGGUGGGGUAGGAUGUUGAUGUAUGCGUACAUCGCGGGGUUGAUGGUUCUUGCUAUCUUGAUUGUGUUUGUGCUGCCAAAGUUAAGGUUUUCUCCGGCCCUGUGGUGAUUUAGCGCUGCGAAACUUUGGAUGAGAUAUGGUAUGGACUGGCUGGGACAUUGUGGAGUUUUGGUUCAUGAAUAAUCCUGGGAGCGGGUUUGGGGCGAAGAAUGAAUUACUGAGAUGAGCCAACAGCGCACAGUACAAUCACUUAUUGAUACCAAUGAAAGUAAUGUUUUGGAUUCAGAAUUGCUGAAGUAGUAUUUGUGCCAGCCAAUCGACCCUCAAAAGACACAUAUUGUAGCUAUUGUGCG
Messenger RNA from Hyaloscypha bicolor E, 1266 nucleotides. RefSeq lists its product as uncharacterized. Gene Ontology annotation, biological process: retrograde vesicle-mediated transport, Golgi to endoplasmic reticulum. The transcript has 3 exons. Gene Ontology annotation, cellular component: endoplasmic reticulum; SNARE complex. Bases 50 to 1021 code for a protein of 323 amino acids. The record is from RefSeq and is a predicted model, not a curated record. NCBI's taxonomy places the organism in Eukaryota, Fungi, Ascomycota, Leotiomycetes, Helotiales, Hyaloscyphaceae. Gene Ontology annotation, molecular function: SNAP receptor activity.